Molecule: messenger RNA, 1197 nt
Organism: Daldinia childiae
Lineage: Eukaryota; Fungi; Ascomycota; Sordariomycetes; Xylariales; Hypoxylaceae
Product: Serine hydrolase-like protein
Exons: 3
Coding region: 1-1197 (398 amino acids)
Source: RefSeq, a predicted model, not a curated record
AUGUGUCUCGGGCCUCCAACCGAGUCGGGGGCGGGAUCAGGGUCAACUGCGGUGAUAGCAACAACCGUUGUGACCACAGUUGCACUUAUCUCGCUUGCUCGAUACACAUUAUGGCCCGAGAAGCGCGCUGUCAUACCCGGUCCUCUAACGACUAGCUUGCCUAAGCUUUCUCAGUCCGCUCGCUCCGAAAUUCCCUAUCAACCAGACGCAUUCCCGGGCGCCAGAGAUGUAGUUACGCCGUAUGGCAACAUCCGUGUAUAUGAGUUUGGACCAGAAGAUGGCCGUAAAGUUUUAUUCCUUCAUGGGAUCAGUACGUCGUGUAUGACUCUUAAGGGCAUCGCCGUGCCGCUCGCUGAGAAGGGAUGCCGGGUCAUGCUUUUUGAUCUAUUUGGACGAGGCUUUAGCGAUGCGCCUGCUGAUGUGCCCUACGAUACCAGGCUGUUUGUUACUCAAAUAUUGCUCGUAUUGGCAUCAUCUCCCCUAUCAUGGACUGGAGAGAACGGCUUGAGCAUCAUUGGGUACUCUCUCGGCGGUGGCAUCGCCGCCAAUUUCGCCGCCACCUUCCCCCACAUGGUCGAGUCUCUAGUACUUCUAGCACCCGCUGGACUUAUUCGCGCGGAGAACUUCGGGCGUGCGAGCCGACUCGUUUUCACGUCCGGUAUUAUACCCGAGCGCCUUCUUGCGUGGCUUACUAAACGCCGUCUGCGCCAGCCUAUCGCCUCGUCCGUGUCUAAGAAGGUCCGGAAAUCCAUUAACGGCGUAGCUCCAAAAAGCCCCCUUCAGAGCGAAACCAAAGAGGAUUACGUAGACGUCGCCGUGCAAGAAGCAGUAGACCCUGUUGAGGGGGAAGUGCCUCCAACGCCGUUUGAGCGCCAGGUCCUCGGUUAUGUGCACUGGGCCCUUGACUUCCACUACGGCUUCGUGCAGGCUUUCAUGUCGACGAUCCGAUACGGCCCGCUAAUGGAACAGCACGGGUACUGGCGACAGCUAGCCAAGCGGAAGCCUGGAACUACGGCGGUAAUCCUCGCUAAAGACGAUAGCCUUAUCCCAAAGGACGACUACGCCGAAGAUGCCCUCCCACUUCUCGGUGGGGAGGACAACGUGUACUGGCGCAUCGUACCUGGCUCGCACAACUUCCCUUUUACACACGCGACAGAGGCGCUGGAGCGCAUUUAUGAAUUCUGGAGCAUUCAAUGA